GUUUCUCUUUCCGGGGAUUCCCAAUAUCCUGGCGGGUGGACUCGGCUUCACAGUCAGUCUCUGGUCGCGGCGUACCGAGUUCUCCGGUCGUUCGUCCCGCAGGACCCCAGCCUCCCGGACCGCUGCUCUGGUCCGUUCGCCUCUACCGUCAGCAGACCCAUGGCCGAACGUGGGGAACUCGAUUUGACCGGCGCCAAACAGAACACCGGCGUGUGGCUCGUCAAGGUUCCUAAAUAUUUGUCCCAGCAGUGGGCUAAAGCCCCUGGAAGAGGUGAAGUUGGGAAACUGCGGAUUGCUAAGAAUCAAGGAAGGACUGAGGUGUCAUUUACUUUGAAUGAGGACCUUGCAAAUAUUCAUGAUAUUGGCGGAAAACCCGCUUCUGUCAGCACUCCUAGAGAACAUCCAUUUGUUUUACAAAGUGUUGGAGGACAGACAUUAACAGUCUUUACUGAGAGCUCCUCAGAUAAACUUUCCUUGGAAGGAAUAGUCGUACAAAGAGCUGAAUGCCGACCUGCUGCCAGUGAAAACUACAUGAGAUUGAAGAGGUUGCAAAUAGAAGAAUCUUCCAAACCUGUAAGGUUGUCACAACAGCUGGACAAAGUUGUAACAACCAAUUAUAAACCUGUUGCUAAUCAUCAGUACAAUAUUGAAUAUGAAAGGAAAAAGAAAGAAGAUGGAAAACGAGCUCGAGCUGAUAAACAACACGUUUUAGACAUGCUAUUUUCAGCAUUUGAGAAACAUCAGUAUUACAAUCUUAAGGACUUGGUGGACAUCACAAAACAACCUGUGGGGUACCUAAAGGAAAUCUUGAAAGAAAUUGGUGUUCAGAAUGUAAAAGGCACCCACAAAAACACAUGGGAGCUGAAGCCAGAGUAUAGACAUUAUCAAGGAGAAGAAAAGAGUGAUUAAGAAGACUCAGCCAGCAUGCUGAUGGAACAACUCAAGAGUGAUGUGCUGAGGAAACACCACUGAGACGCAAAUAACUUGAGUUCCAUCUGUUAUAGGGGUAAAAUGACUGGAACUUUAAUUUCCCUGCGUAAAUUUUUUAAACAAUUCUUGUAAAGUUGCUUAAGUGUUUUUUGAUGAAAAAAAUUAUUUAUAGGCUUGUAUUAAACUAGAUUAUUCAGGACCAGGUGUGGGGUUGGGAAGGUUAAGAAGGUUUUUCUUUUUAAAUAUUGACUUUUAAAAUGUAAACUUAGGAAAUGAGUUCUAAAUGAGGACACUCUGUCCUUAUCUCUGAGGAGCUGAGGUAAUGCAAAUCCAAAGUGAAUGGCAAAGCAAGAAAAAAGUCAAUUACAAAAAUCUUAAAAGGAAUAAAAAACCAAAGUUGCUUUUUUCUUUGAAAUUGUCAAAAAACAAAGCUGUCUUUAUUUCUUUUUUUACAGAUGAUCAUGUUUCAUAUUCACACCCAUUAAUAAAAGAAGAGAGCAUUUAUGUUUGAACCUAAGAUAGCAGUUUUCACCAUUAGCUUGCUUAUUUUACCCUAGUGUUAGUGACAUGAGAAUUGCAAAACAAAAACAAAAACAAAAAAAAACUGGCCAGUGGGUAUUAUUUAUUUGCUUUUAAAAGAAUUAGAAAUUAAAUAUUUUUCCAACAAUUCCAAGAGGUCUCCCCCAUCCAGAUUAUGUUUCCCAGAAACUGGCUUUGCCCUAGAAUUUUACCUCACACCCAGCAGGCAGGUAUUAACUACCCUACAACAAAUGGUAUAGGGGUGAAGCUGAUGUGUGUUAGGCAGUCCCAAAAACAAACAUACCCACACACAAGACCACCAGAACAAAAGAAACUUCAACAAAUUAAACACAAGAAAAAGUUGCUUUUGUUCAUUUUGUCAGCUGCAUCUGUAUGCUCACAACCAAGAAGUAGCAAAUGCCAACAAUUCAAGAAAAUGUUACAUACUCAAAGCAAAUCAAGGAAAAACCUAUCCAUGGAGAUGAAUAUUUUUCUGUAUUAUUUGAUUUUCAGCAGGAGAACACCAGCAUGCUGAGGUUGAGUACUACUGUACUGAGAAAAUGUUCAUCUAUGCAUUCCCACUGUCAAAUAAAAUUCUGACAAGGGAGGCUGGUCCCAUUCAUACCUCACUUCUGAGAGUUGUACUGUCCUGCUUUGUUCUGGUGCAGGAACCACGUAGCUCCCCAUCACCUUCCCGUCUGAUUACUUGAGACUCAGCGUCAGGAAGCAGAUGGGUAAUGGUGUGACAAAUCUGUAUAGCACUGAGAACUCUGGAUACCGGUCAUGUGCUUGGUUCAUAGCAUCUGUCUUCCCCCAGACCUUGUCUUUAUUUCAUGUUUGGUCUGCCCCGAAACAGACCUGUGUCUCCUCUACCUCUCUCUUUUGUUUUUAGGGUGAUAGGGUCUGCCACAUUGAACUUGUAGCUGCUAGUAGAGCUUCCAGGACAGAGUUCUGUCUCAUCUGCAGCUAUGUAUGCUUUGGUAUUUCUGCAAACCUGGUUUCCUCAGCUUACUUUAGUUACCUCAUACCUCAUCACACCUGUCUAUCUGCUUGAGUCUCUUAAGCACUUUUCAUCUGUUCAGUGGCAUAGCUAAUCUAGGCAGCAGACUGGUACCAUUUGUUAUUAGUUUUUUGAAAUUGCUGUAAUACUAAAAUACGGCUACUGAUAAUGGAGGAGACUCUCCCUGGGCUCCUUUAUUUUUUUAUUUCAGGACCCUCUUGCUCUGUAAACAUGCUUUUGACAGCCAGAAAUUAGGAAGUAGGAAUCCUAAGCCCUUAUAACCACUGUGAGAUUGAGAGAGAGGAAGGCUAGUAAGAGAUAU
Messenger RNA from Hyaena hyaena (striped hyena), 2771 nucleotides. It is a transcript of the gene GTF2F2, whose product is annotated as general transcription factor IIF subunit 2. The transcript is spliced from 8 exons. Gene Ontology annotation, biological process: transcription by RNA polymerase II; transcription initiation at RNA polymerase II promoter. Gene Ontology annotation, cellular component: transcription factor TFIIF complex. The coding region runs from base 160 to 909 and encodes 249 amino acids. The record is from RefSeq and is a predicted model, not a curated record. NCBI's taxonomy places the organism in Eukaryota, Metazoa, Chordata, Mammalia, Carnivora, Hyaenidae.